Molecule: messenger RNA, 3218 nt
Organism: Acipenser ruthenus (sterlet)
Lineage: Eukaryota; Metazoa; Chordata; Actinopteri; Acipenseriformes; Acipenseridae
Product: calcium homeostasis modulator protein 6
Exons: 2
Coding region: 66-1025 (319 amino acids)
Molecular function (GO): monoatomic cation channel activity
Source: RefSeq, a predicted model, not a curated record
GACCGGACCAGUACAGUAAGUAGCGGAAACUUGUUCAGAGCAGGCGGUGUAUAAACAAAGCACAGAUGGAAAAGUUUAAAACAGUUCUCACUUUGGCUCAGAAGCAGCAGACGAGCUUAAGCUUCGGGUUCGUUGCUUUGUUCACAGCUGGGGGAGAACAAAUAUUUUCAACCGCUGUCUUCAGAUGUCCUUGCAGUUCCUGGAACUUUCUCUACGGCUGCGUUUUUCUCUUGGUACCUUCUCUCGUGCUGCUGUUGCUGGGUUACCUACUCAGCAGUAAAACCUGGAGGCUUUUAACUGGCUGCUGUAUGAAUACAUCAAAGAUUUUCAAGAUGAAUAAUAUUUGUGGCAUUAUCAAAGUGCUCGUACAGGUUACUGUAAAUGCAUCGGUUGCGCCGCUUACCUGGGUUGCGGUAGCACUGCUGCACGGCAGCUAUUAUGAAUGUGCCAUGACUGGUUGUAACAAUACAGCCUACAUUGAGAAGGUAUGCGACGGCAAGUCCAAAUCAUGUUUUCAAGACUUUCACAGACUGCCUUGCGCCGGUAAGUCUUCAUUGUCGGCAUCUGACAGGGAAGAUGUUUUACAGGAGAUACGAGCGCAGUCACAAGUGCUGGGAUGGGUGCUGAUAGCGACCAUCACAGUCAUUGCCCUGGCCUUUACCUGUGUCACCCGGUGCCGCUCCCCCGUCAGUUUUCUUCAGCUCAAAUUCUGGAUGGCUUACAUGCAUCAGGAGAACGAGCUGUUCGAAAGCCUUGCCACAGAACAUGCGAAGAACCUUGCCCAACGAAACAUCAAGAGCUUUUUUGAAUCAACAGAAGCUCCUGCAAUGAAGACACCUGACAACAAAGCAUGGGAUAAAAUCUCAGCCCUGUACAAAUUUAGUACUAAAGAUCAUUACUAUAGCAAGUUACACAAGUAUGUUGAAACCUGUGGUGAAAAUCAUAAGAAAUCAACCAGGUCCGGAGAAUGUGAUUUUGAAAAUCCUACAGUUCUGAACUUUGUUGAUGGAUCAAAUUUUUUGUGAAGGUGUGAUUUAACAAAAGCAUGAAUCAGAGAAGGGCAACUCCUUUUUAUUGGGCCAGUCUACACCAGAUUUUAGGGCCAGAGUUGCCCAUACCUGUACUAAAUUAAAUCACUUAAUACGAUUCCAAAGUAUUGACAUCACUUCCUUUUUUACAGACCCGUAGCCAUUGUCCUGAACAGAAGGGCCCAAUUCAUAGAGAUGGGUCAAGGGGUGCUAUAUUUUUAAAUAUGUUCUAUGAAAUAUUCUGCUACCCGUCCGCUCCAGCUCAUCCAAAACUCUGCUGCUCGCCUUGUCUUUUCCCUUCCUCAUUUCUCCCACGCUACACCGCUGAUCCGCUCUCUGCACUGGAUCCCUAUCGCUGCUCACAUCCAAUUCACAACCCUUGUACUUGUUUAUCGCUGUCUCGACCUUUCUGCUCCCUCAUUUCUCCCUACACCACUUCUCGCCCCUCCGGUCCUCCAGCAGGCUAGCUGUAUGCCCCCCCCCCCCUCCACUCCCCUGCCUCCAGAGCCCGCUACUUCUCCACCCUUGCCUCUCAGUGGUGUAACGACCUACCCACAGAUAUCAGGACUGCUCAGUCCCUGACCACCUUCAAGUGCCUCCUCAAGACACACCUGUUCAGACAGCAUCUGUAAACCUCACAACUCUCGAUCAUACUGGACUACAUGGCACCCAAUUGUACCAGUACUUGCAUCAGCUUGCACUUGCACUGAACUGCUCCAUACCCUGCCACACUCUACUACUGCUCCUAACUAUAACUAUUUACUGUACCUUGUAUUUGAUUUUACACUUAUAGGUAACCAUACUCAGGUUUUUGUAAUUACUCUUAUUUGAAAUCAUUCUCAUACUUACUAGGUGUUCUUACUGGACUUUACUCAUAGAAGCAAAUAUUUACUAUAAGUUUUAACUGCUCCUAGUCACACUCGCUGUUAUAAUUUAUUGUAUUCCUUAUGUUGCUCUUACUUGAUUUUGAUCUUAUUGUACUUUCAUAAGUGCUUUUAUCUGUAUUAUGAUAUUCUGUGAUGUUUUGUGAUAUUUUAUAAUGUGAUACUCUGUACUGUGAUAUUUUGUAACAAUUGUAAGUCACCCUGGAUAAGGGCAUCUGCUAAUAAAUAAAUAAAUAAAUAAUAAUAAUAAUAAUAAUAAUAAUAAUAAUAAUAAUAAUAAUAAUAAUAAUAAUAAUGAAAUCAACAUGUCAAAAGUCCUGUUGAAAGUGAUGUCUUUUUAUGCCAUUGUCUUAAAAAGUGUGAUAACCAAAUUAUACCUCUCAUUAACAUCUCUCAUCAGGGCCCAUGUACAAUAAGUGUUUUCCCUGCCGCAACAGAAUAAGUUCACGUCAAAUGAAUGUUCCGGGUAAUUAUAAACCUCUCAGAUCAUCUCAUCCAUUCAAGUUCUGAGCAAAUCGUUUAUCAUCCUGUAAAAUCUCACAGGACUUCACAAUCUCGACAGCCUCAUCAAUUCCACACAGCUUAAGUGAUCCAGUCCAAAAAACAACCUAAAAACACAGGUAAUAAAGGUCAUGACCAAAAUGGUUUAUAAUAGCAUUAAUAUUCUCCACAACUGUUAUUUCCUGUUGAUAACUGACCUUGCCUUCAGCUCCGGACAUCUAUCUAGUUUAGUAGAAAAACAAAAAAAAUAACUAAAUAAGUUAUUUCUAAAUUGUUCGGAAAAGUCUUUCUGCUGCCUCGCCAUGUAAACUACAUAGAGUAGAGAAAAUGGGACCAAUGGAUUAAUAGAUUUGUUUUACAUCUUCCCACCUGGGGGUAAAUACAACAGCAAAACCUGUGGUAUAAGAAUGCAACCUUAGCUAUGUGUGUGCCUUUAGUAUUACUACAUAGUUUACCAUGGAAUGUUUUAUAGUUUUUAAUGAUUACUAGUUUUGUAACAUUAGCAUUUGUCAUUUUCAGAAAAAAAUAUUCAAAUUUUACUUUGCUGCAAAAUACUUUAAACAAUCUGGUUCAUUUUGUUUUCCUUUGAUAGACAUGUUGAUUAAUUUGUUGUUGAUUUUAAAAAAGGCCUGUAAGGAAACAUCAAUAUUGGUUCCAUAUUUACACAAAUUGCUUUGAUGUAUGUAACAAUUACUUAUUUCAUUAAUCAGUGUCAAUGAUUUAUUUUGUUUUGUUUUUUCUGUACUGUUUAAUAUUGCACUUUCUUUACCACUGUUUUUGUAAAAAUAAAAGCUUUUUUUCAAAA